AUGUCUUCGGCACCCCGUCAUCAUUUGACAAGCGAUGCCUUCGGCACCCUGUCAUCAUCCGACGAGAGCGAUGCCUUCGGCACCUCGUCAUCACCUUCGGCACCCGGCCAUCAUCCGACGAGAGCGAUGCCUUCGGCACCCCCGUCAUCAUUUGACCUUCGGCACCCUGUCAUCAUCCGACGAGAGCGAUGCCUUCGGCACCCCGUCAUCACCUUCGGCACCCUGCCAUCAUCCGACGAGAGCGAUGCCUUAUGCACCUCGUCAUCAUUUGACAAGCGAUGCCUUCGGCACCCCGUCAUCAUUUGA
Molecule: messenger RNA, 306 nt
Organism: Prunus armeniaca (apricot)
Lineage: Eukaryota; Viridiplantae; Streptophyta; Magnoliopsida; Rosales; Rosaceae
Source: the annotation of a GenBank genome assembly